Messenger RNA from Tarenaya hassleriana, 1141 nucleotides. RefSeq lists its product as uncharacterized. The record is from RefSeq and is a predicted model, not a curated record. The coding region runs from base 239 to 970 and encodes 243 amino acids. The transcript has 4 exons. NCBI's taxonomy places the organism in Eukaryota, Viridiplantae, Streptophyta, Magnoliopsida, Brassicales, Cleomaceae.
CUCUCUCUCUCUUAACACCCUCUCUAUCUGGGUUUUUCCUGUCCUGAUUCUCAGGAGCUCCAACGUCUCCGUCAAUGGCGAAUGGCGAAUGGCGAAUGCCUCUGUUUCUGUUUUCUGUGUGUUUUUUUUUGUUGCUCAUUCCGGCGUCCCAUUCCGAGUUUUUUUUUCCAUUUCAGUUGCAUAAAGUCGCAAACCGCUGUGAUUCUAUUGCCGUUCGGGAGACUAUCAAGACACAACGAUGGUCAGUCCGAUGGUGAGAAUGGAGAACGAUGACGUCGUGGGUCCGCCAUGGCUGGUGCCGAUGCUCCAAGCUAAGUACUUCGUCCCUUGCUCUGUUCAUGCCGAUUCGAGCAAGAGCGAAUGCAAUUUGUUCUGCUUGGAUUGUACGGGAUACGCCUUUUGCUCCUACUGUUCAAUUCACCACAAAGAUCAUCGCGUCGUCCAGAUUCGACGAUCUUCGUACCACGACGUGGUUCGAGUGAACGAGAUUCAGAAACACAUUGACAUUUCCUGUGUCCAAACUUACACUAUCAACAGCGCGAAGAUCUUGUUCUUGAAUGAGAGACCUCAGCCGCGUCCCGGGAAAGGCAUCACGAACACCUGCGAAAUCUGCAGCCGUAGCCUCCUCGAUGCGUUCCGGUUCUGUUCUCUCGGUUGCAAGCUAGGAGGAAUCAGACAUGGAGACCCAAACCUCACAUUUGCUCUGAGAGGAGAGGGCGGCAGAGAUACGUUCUGUCUUUGUCCGGAUUCCGGGGAGUCCGAGGCUCCGGCGAAGAUUCGGAAGACGGGCAUUUUCAGCCGUUUGGUCGAUGGAAUCUCAAUCGGGGUCGAUCAUGAUCAACGGUCCACAAGCUCCGGCGAUGAGACGUUCACAAAUGUUCUGUCGCCGGGGACUCCUCCGAUUUACAACCUCCGGAAUUCUCCUCGCCGGCAGCGGAGAAAGGGUAUGCCUCACCGAGCGCCCUUCUAAGUGGAAAAAAAUAAAUUGUCAUCCAUCAUGGGAAUUCUAGCAAUAGAAGGAUGAUGGUAAAUGGAAUGUUACAUGUGUAAAUAUGUUAGAAAAAAUAUAACUGCAAGUGUGAUUUUCGAUAGUUUUGGGGAAUAAUAAAAACCAGUUUAUCAUCAUUUGUCCCUUUUUCAA